Lepisosteus oculatus (spotted gar) is the source of this 6088-nucleotide messenger RNA. RefSeq names its product A disintegrin and metalloproteinase with thrombospondin motifs 16. Lineage: Eukaryota; Metazoa; Chordata; Actinopteri; Semionotiformes; Lepisosteidae. Gene Ontology annotation, cellular component: extracellular matrix. The record is from RefSeq and is a predicted model, not a curated record. Gene Ontology annotation, biological process: proteolysis; extracellular matrix organization. Gene Ontology annotation, molecular function: metalloendopeptidase activity.
UUAGACAGUGCGGUAAACUCCAGAAGAGAAAUACAAGUUUGCAUGGGCCAGAAGUAAACGGCGCAAUCAGAUAUUAAUAAUUAACAGUCCACACCAGAGGAUUAAUCAAUGUUUACGUUCUAUUAUACGGUGUUAGAAGCAUGUGCGGUAAUAUAAAUGAUUGGGAAGUUGAAGGGUUAGGAAAAUUAUAAACCUAAGGAGAAAAAAAUGAAGUAAGAAAAUCCGAUUCUUGGAUAUAAAAAAAAAACAUUUCUGGAAACAACGAAAAUUACCUGGAAAAGACUGUCAGGCUCUCUUGACUCACUCACAGAAAGGCGCUUCUGUUAUAACCGAAACUAGAAACAGUAAAACGGUUUGCUCCAAUGAUGCCAGACUGGAAGUGACAUUACAUGCUUUGAAAGAGUACCGUACCUGAAACAUUAACUCCUGAUGUUUCCUUUUCCCCUGCCAAGCUUGCAUUUGGGUAUGUUUCCUUAAAUUGCCGUGGCAAAACUACCGUGGUUGCUUGAACAGAAUUUGAAUGAAACGGACUGCUCAAGAGAAAUGGCUCUCUUGCAAAUUCUGGCAAAGGCAACGAGUCUGAGAGCAUCAUUUCUUAUAGUUCAGAUUAUUUUUAUUUUAAAACUUCAUACGAGUAUACAACAGGGUGCUGAUAGUAAAUCGGAGUUAUCUGCAAAUGGAAACAGUAAAGAUACCCCAAGGAUAUCUGCUCUUCUAGAAUCGUUGGAGCUGCUGCAGACCACAGAAUAUGAAGUUGUAUCUCCAUAUGAAGUAGAUCACAAUGGGAAGUAUAUUUCACAUGAAGUUGCCCACCACCACAGAAGGAAGCGAUCGGCUGGGAGCUGGGUGGAAGAAACUGUUCACUUCAGACUCCAUGGCUUCGGGCAAGACUUUCAUUUGGAACUCCAGUCUUCAGGUGGCCUGUUAGCACCUGGUUUUAUAAUACAAACCCUGGGGAAAAAUGGCACUACAGUUCUGGAGACAUAUCAGCAAGGGGACCUUUGCUUUUAUCAGGGGUCAUUAAGAUCAAAUACCAACUCUUCAGUAGCACUUUCUACAUGUAACGGCAUGUCAGGUUUGAUCAGGACACAGAAUACGGACUAUUUCUUGAAGCCUCUACCUCAGCAUCUUGCCUUGAAUGAAAACUACACUGCCUCUGCCAGCCAUCAGCCUCAUAUCCUUUACAAGAGGUCUGUAGAGACCAACAAGCACGCAGCAGACAAUGAAGUCAUAAUGGUUGAUAGACCUCAAGGCCACAGCAGAGAACAUCACCAUCACCAUCUUCAUAAUGACUACAAGCAUGGGAGAAGGCAAAAGCAGCAUUACUGUGGAAGGCGCAAGAAAUACAUGCCCAAGCCUCCAGAGCAGGACAUAUACAUCUUGCCAGAUGAAUAUAAAUAUAUAACUAGGCACAAACGGGCUGUUAUGUUCAAGUCUCAGGGAUCUCAGAAGAUGAAUGUUGAGACCCUGGUGGUAGUGGACAAAAAGAUGAUGGAAAAUCAUGGAAGGGAAAAUAUCACUACUUAUGUACUGACGAUACUGAAUAUGGUGUCUGCCCUGUUCAAAGAUGGAACAAUAGGAGGAAACAUUAACAUUGUAAUAGUAGGCCUAAUUCUUCUUGAAGAGGAUCAGACUGGACUGGUCAUCAAUCACCAUGCCGACCACACUUUGAACAGCUUCUGUCAGUGGCAGUCUGGUGUCAGUGGGAAGGAAGGCAAACGCCAUGAUCAUGCCAUCUUACUGACUGGACUUGACAUCUGCUCUUGGAAGAAUGAGCCUUGUGAUACUCUAGGUUUUGCACCAAUCAGUGGGAUGUGUAGUAAAUACCGCAGCUGUACCAUCAAUGAGGAUACUGGACUUGGGCUGGCCUUCACUAUUGCACAUGAAUCAGGACAUAAUUUUGGGAUGAUUCAUGAUGGUGAAGGAAAUGUGUGCAAGAAAUCUGAAGGUAACAUCAUGUCCCCAACAUUGGCUGGGCACAAUGGAAUCUUCUCCUGGUCUGACUGCAGUCGACAAUAUCUCAAUAGAUUUCUAAGCUCUGCCCAGGCCACCUGUCUUGCAGAUGAGCCAAAAUCGGUGAAGGAGUAUAAGUAUCCAGAGAAGCUGCCAGGAGAGCUGUAUGAUGCUGACACACAGUGCAAGUGGCAGUUUGGAGAGAAAGCCAAGCUCUGCAAAUUGGAGUUCAAAAAGGAUAUUUGUAAAGCUUUGUGGUGCCAUCGGAUUGGCAGGAAAUGUGAGACCAAGUUCAUGCCUGCAGCUGAAGGCACAGCCUGUGGGCCUGAGCUGUGGUGUCGCCGUGGCCAGUGUGUGAAGUAUGGAGAUGAAGGCCCCCAGCCUGUGCAUGGUCUUUGGUCAGACUGGUCACCUUGGUCUGGGUGCUCUAGAAGCUGUGGAAUAGGAGUCACCUAUCGGGAGAGACAGUGCACAAAUCCAAGGCCAAUGUAUGGAGGAAAGUUCUGUGAAGGUUCUUCUCGUGCAUACAAGCUUUGCAACACUCACCCCUGCCCUCCAGGUAGUGUUGACUUCCGAGCCCAACAGUGUGCCGAGUACAACAGCCAGCAGUUCAGAGGCUGGUACUACAAGUGGAAACCGUAUGCUCGUGUUGAAGAACAUGAUAUAUGCAAACUGUACUGCUAUGCAGAGGGAUUUGACUUCUUCUUUGCCCUCUCCAGUAAAGUUAAAGAUGGAACUUUGUGCUCACAGGACAGUUCCAAUGUGUGCAUUGAUGGAAUUUGUGAGCGAGUUGGAUGUGACCAGGUAUUGGGUUCUUCUGCAGUUGCAGAUGCUUGUGGGAUUUGUAAAGGGAAUAACUCAACUUGCAAAAUCUACAAAGGCCAAUACAACAAACAGCACUAUACGAAUCAGUAUUACAGUGUUGUAGUUAUUCCAGCUGGUGCCCGGAGUAUUCGUGUGCAUGAGUUAAACAGCUCCAAUUCCUACCUAGCAGUUAGAAACUCUAAUCGGAAAUACUACCUCAAUGGACACUGGACUGUUGACUGGCCUGGCAGGCACUCAUUUGCCGGCACAAUGUUUGAUUACAAAAGGCCCUAUAAUCGCCCGGAGAGCCUCACUGCUACAGGACCCACAAAUGAGACAUUAGUAAUUGAGAUCCUCCUUCAAGGCAGAAAUCCUGGUGUACACUGGGAAUACACACUUAGAAAACCAGAUCUUGACAAGAAGAUGGCUGCGAAACACAAUUAUACCUGGGCCAUCAUUCGUUCCCAGUGCACAGUAUCCUGUGGAGGAGGUCAAAUGACCACAAAAUCAGCAUGUUACAGGGAUCUACAUAUCCAAGUGAACAGCUCCUUCUGCAAUUCCAGGUCUCGACCCUUCACAGGACUCGUUUCCUGUAAUACUCAAGCCUGCCCCCCCAGCUGGAGUGUUGGAGAAUGGGGUGCUUGCAAUCGCAGCUGUGGAAUUGGUGAGCAAAUUCGUCAGGUACGCUGCUUACAGAGGAUUACUAGCAAGCAGAUGGAGGCUGUAGCGGAUUCCAAGUGUCCCCUUCCAGUUCCAGUACGCAGACAAACCUGUAAUAUCCACGCUUGUCCUCCUGCCUGGAGCACAGGUCCAUGGUCUGAGUGUUCACGCAAAUGUGGAAAAGGAACAAAGAAGAGGACAGUGGUGUGUAAGAGCACUAACCCAACCACAAGGUCUCAGAUCCUUCCAGGCGGCUCUUGCAUGGCUGUUCCCAAACCCAAGACUCAAGAAACCUGUUUUCUUAAACGCUGCCAGAAACACCGUAAUUCUCAAUGGUUUGUCUCCACAUGGCAGGAGUGUUCGGUAACUUGUGGCGGAGGGAUUCAGAGGCGAUUUAUAAAGUGUGCAGAGAAGGAUACUGCAGGAAAAUACAAAGAGCUGGUGGCAAAGAAGUGUCACCACCUGCCCAAGCCUGCAGUUGAGUUGCAGAGGGAGUGCACUCUGGCUGCCUGCCCCAGUACUGUCACUCGUACUCAGUCUACUGCUGGCAGGGCUGUCUGGUACUCCUCUCCCUGGUCUCAGUGCACUGUGACGUGUGGAGGAGGGGUUCAGGGACGCGUAGUGCAAUGCUUAGCACAAGGAAAGCCUUCCUCUGGGUGUUCCCUUCAUUUAAAACCCAUCAUGAUUCAGGCCUGUAACACUAAUUUUUGCCCUGAACCUAAAAAGAAAGAUGUGGCAUGCAAGGAUUACUACAGUUGGUGUUACAUGGUGCCCCAGCAUGGAGUAUGUAACAGCAAGUUCUAUGGCAAACAAUGCUGCAAAUCUUGCACUCAUUCAAAUUUAUGAAUUUGUGGAAAAAAUGCACAAUUAUGAAACCGGAAUGACAGAUUAACCAAAAAGGCAUCUGUACAUGUAGGUGUAGGUUAUACCAAACAAAGGAAUGAAUCAAAUGACAUUUUCUAGAGCAUGAGCAUGGACUGAAACAAAAAAGACAUUUUGAUAUGCCUGGAAAAAGAGAGCCUUAUUAAACUUCUAAAGUACUGCCAACAAAGGAGGUCUGAAAAUAGGCAUGGAGGAUAAUAGAAGUCUUAAUAAAAUGGCACUGCCCAAGGCUCAUGAAAACUUUUUUCACAAUGGGAAAAUGGUAUGACAUCAAUAACAUCAUUGCUUACAGCACUCUGAAAGAAUAACUUUUAAGUUCUCCAAGAAGAUGUAGUAGCUUUUACUGACCUAACCAACACUGGAUAAUGGAUUUUACCCACCACUGAAAUUGAAACCUGAAUUCCACUCUUAUGGGAAUCUUGUUCCCAUGUGUUCUGAAGCAGCCAUAGAAAAAAAGUUUUUUUCCCUUAAGAACACAAAUCAAGUAUUCACACUGUGUUUAUUUUAAGUGUUACGUUUGAUAUGGACUUUUCUGUGGGAGAAAGAGCCAAGAGGUCACUGACCAGUAAGUACACAGCUGUGUGAAAGGAACCAUGAAGCGGCUUUCAAAGACAAUGGAAAUGACAAAUCUCUGUCUACAAAGAGAAAAAAAAAAUCCAAUUUAAGCAUUUCUUUCUCUUCUAUCCUACAGCAUUCACCACUGAAAAGAACAAGCAUUACUUAGCAGAGACUAUUUGUUUGCAGGGGGUUUCUGAACAUGACCUGGAGAAUACUUUUUUAAGGUGCUAUUAUCUUAAAUAACUACAAAUAGUUAAAUGAGUGAAAAAUACAGCCUUUCGCACAAAUUUCAAAGAACCACUGAAAAGCAUGUUAUUGUUCUAAAUCAAAGGUACUUUUAUUUAUUAACAUUACUUCAGUAGCUUAAAAGUUUGGAAACAAGUUUGUGUCUACUCAAUGCUACUGCUUCAUGUAUAGUACAGUACACCAAGUUUCAUUGUGACAUGCAGAGCAGUCAUAAUAUAACAGUAGAGAAGCUUUUUGUUAUUUUUACUUGUUGCUCACCUAUUCAUAUACACAAGCUCCUACCAUAUAUGAUAACAUUCUUAGAAGUAUUCUUCGUAAAAAAUAUCUUCUUGUGGUCAAAGCACUGACACACUAGAAGUAGUAAAACAAACUGAACACAUUAAAACAUUUUUUUCAAGAUUCAUGGAUGGUGCUUUAGUCUUUUAAGGGACAUUGUGGUAUUAAACAUUUCUCAAAUAUUUAUGUUUUCUCAAAUUUUAUAAUAAAUUUUUAUUGAAAUCGCCAAAUUAGUUGUAAUAUGUUCAUUUUGUUUAAACACUGCAUACCGCAAAAUGGAAAUUAAAUGAAAAUGUAUAUUUUACCUUAACGUGGUAAUGUAAAAAGUAGUAUUCACUCAUGUUUACUCUAAUUUUGCUGAGAGACCCCUUGGACAUUUUCAUUCUUUGGAUACCCUGUGACACUAUGAAAAGUGUAUUUAAACUAAUGUACAUUUCCUUUUUUACUUCAAGAAACAUUUCUUUCAGCCACCACCAUCUCAGUUUAAUUUCCUAGGCUUAUAGGAAUUGGAAAUAGCAGCCACGUCAUCAUACCAAUGUGCUGUGAAUGCUGACUCACAAGUUUUACUCAUAAGCUCCUUAGAAACUAUUGUUUCCAGAUGGUGUCUGACUACUGGAUAAAGUUCAACAUGGAUAUAUAUAUAUUUAUGAUUUUCUUUGAUUAUCGUUUAAUAUCCCACAUGUUCUUUUUUGGUUUAAUAAAACACAUA